ACAGGACCUUGAGAUCUGAAUCUUGCCUGCAGGAACACUCGCUGGGCAGGAGCCAUUUGGUUUCUGAGUGCAGGGAGCAAGCUCCUGGGAGUCAUUCAAUACAGGAGUCUUUUGGAAACUUUGUUUCUGCUUUCAGCUAGAAAGUUGCUUUAUGCAAAUUUGUGGCAUACGUUAUCUUUUUCAUCAGUUUUGAGGAACUGACAAUUCGAGCAUCCUGUCACAAGGCUAGGCUGAGUUCGAUUAAGUACGGCCAUACUGAGGAAUCGUCAUGUCGGACUCGCUGGUCGUCUGUGACGUGGACUCCGAGCUCCUGGCCCGGCUGAAGAAAUUCCGCUUCCGCAAGGAGACCUCCAAUGCUGCCAUCAUCAUUAAAGUUGACAAAGAAAGCCAGAAGAUGGUGUUGGAAGAGGAACAUGAGGACAUUUCACCAGAUUCACUCAGAAUGGAACUACCAGAGAGGCAACCUCGAUUCAUAGUUUACAGCUAUAAGUAUGUGCAUCACGACAAGAGGGUGUCCUACCCAAUGUGCCUGAUCUUCAGCAGCCCGCAGGGUUGUAAUCCCCAACAGCAGGUGAUGUACGCUGGGAGUAAAAACAGAUUGGUUCAGGCUUCAGAAAUCACCAAGGUUUUCGAGAUUCGGAACACCGAGGAGCUCACCGAAAACUGGUUGUGCGAGAAGCUGGCGUUUUUCCGCUGAUGGCCUGACUUUCACCCUGGCCGUGCAACCAUCUCACCCGGAGAGUUUGGUUUGUUGCAUCAAAGCAUAUUAGAGCAACACAACACAAGCUUCAUUUUAAUGCUGGAGUUUUAUACUGCGGAAAUAAAUGGAAUUGCC
Messenger RNA from Mobula hypostoma (lesser devil ray), 835 nucleotides. RefSeq names its product glia maturation factor gamma-like. Lineage: Eukaryota; Metazoa; Chordata; Chondrichthyes; Myliobatiformes; Myliobatidae. The transcript is spliced from 7 exons. The coding region runs from base 269 to 697 and encodes 142 amino acids. Gene Ontology annotation, molecular function: Arp2/3 complex binding; actin binding. Gene Ontology annotation, biological process: actin filament debranching; negative regulation of Arp2/3 complex-mediated actin nucleation. Gene Ontology annotation, cellular component: actin cortical patch. The record is from RefSeq and is a predicted model, not a curated record.